Prosopis cineraria is the source of this 2508-nucleotide messenger RNA. RefSeq names its product protein VARIATION IN COMPOUND TRIGGERED ROOT growth response-like. The transcript has 7 exons. Gene Ontology annotation, molecular function: protein binding. NCBI's taxonomy places the organism in Eukaryota, Viridiplantae, Streptophyta, Magnoliopsida, Fabales, Fabaceae. Gene Ontology annotation, biological process: signal transduction; defense response. Bases 1 to 2508 code for a protein of 835 amino acids. The record is from RefSeq and is a predicted model, not a curated record.
AUGGCACUUGAAGCUCAUGGAAUUGACCACCCUUCAAGCUCUUUUAGUUCGGCUAGGAGGUGGAAGUAUCAUGUCUUCUUGAGUUUUCGAGGAGAAGACACUUGUAGAAGCUUUACAAAUCACUUGUAUUGUGCUUUACAACGCAAUGGAAUCAUAGCUUUCAAUGAUGACGAAGAACUUGAGAGGGGAGAAGUUAUUAAACCAAGUCUGCUUCGAGCAAUUGAAGAAUCUCUUUCUGCAAUUGUUGUUCUUUCUCCAAAUUAUGCUUCUUCAACUUGGUGCCUGGAUGAGCUCUCAAAGAUUCUCCAUUCUAAGAAAGAGUCAGGUCUUUAUGUAUUUCCAAUAUUUUAUGGUGUGGAUCCAUCUGAUGUUGAACAUCAGAGAGGAAGUUUUGCAGAAGCGUUUAAAAAGCAUGAAGAAAUAUUUACACGAGAUGAAAUGAAGGUGCAAAAUUGGAGGGAUGCUUUAAAAGAAGUUGCUAACUUAUCUGGCUGGCACGCUGACAAUUGUGGCCUUUCUUUGGCACUCAAAGUGUUGGGUUCUUUUUUGUGUGGAAGAACUAUAGAGAAAUGGAAGGAUGCGCUUGCUAAGUUGAAGAAGGUUCCUCCAAAUAACAUUUUGAAGAUACUUAAGGUGAGUUUUGAUGAAUUAGAUCAUAGGGAAAAGACUAUAUUCUUGGAUAUUGCUUGCUUUUUCAAUGGAAUGGCCAAAGGCCCUCUCAUACAAAUUUUAGAAAUUUUGGAUGAGGAUCUUCACCCAACAAUUGGAAUAGAUGUUCUUAUUGACAAAUCACUAGUAAUCAAUUCAGAAGGGUAUUUGUGGGUGCCCCAUAUACUUCGAGACAUGGGUAAAUAUAUAGUCUCUCAAGCAUCACCUAAUGAUGCUGGCAAGCAUUCUAGGAUAUUGUCUUUGAAGGAUGCCAAUGAUGUAUUAGAAGGAAAUAAGGGGACAGGAGCAAUUCGGGGUAUACCCAUAAUAGUAGACGAAACAUUUAAUGCACUUGGGAAUCCUGACGCCUUCUUAAGGAUGAUCAAUCUCAAAUUACUUGUCAUUUCAAGCUGCUCACAUAUUUCUCAUUGUCAAUUGAAUCUUUCACGUGGAAUUAAGUCCCUUCCCAAUGGGCUGAAACUCUUAGCAUGGGAUGGGUAUCCUUUAGAUUCUUUGCCCAAUCAAACAAAAUUCCAUGAACUUCUUGUUCUAAAAAUGCAACAUAGCAAGUUAAAAGAACUUUGGAGGGGAGCACGGAAGGGUGUUCUAAACUGGUUGAAGUUACACCAGUCUCUUGGGCAACAUAAGAAUCUUGUUAUUGUUAAUUUGAAAGGCUGCAAAAAAGUUAGAACCCUUCCAAGAAAAUUUGAGAUGGAUCGCUUAAAGAUUUUUGUUCUACCCGGUUGUUCAAAAAUUAGAAAACUUCCUGAGUUUGAAAAGGAUAUGAAAUGUCUCUCUACACUUGAUUUAGAGAACAAUGCUAUAUCCAAACUACCUGAAUCAUUGGGCAAUUUGAUUGGUCUUGUUGAAUUAAAUUUGACGGGUUGCACAAAUCUUGUUUGGCCUCCAAAUAAUGUUCAUAAAUUCAUAGCCAGGAAGAUUAUCAAAAUUUCUGGUUGGUCUAACCUUUCAAGGAUGCCAGAGGAUUUGAAUGAAAAUGGGACUUUGGAAGUGCUUGAUGUGGGUCGAAUUUCUUCAUCAUCAUGGAGUUGUGUGUCCCUUCUCAGGAAGUCAUUUGGGCUUCAAGGGCCUUUAAGCUCAACAAAUUUUAUGGUACCCAUUUCUUUAUCAUUCUUGAGCCAAUUAAAUUUAGGUUAUUGCAAACUUCAUGAUGGAUCACUUCCAGAUGACAUAAGCAUGUUAUCAUCAUUGACACAUUCAAUUUUAAGUGGAAACAAUUUCAUUGACUUACCAUCUCGCCUCAUUUCCAAUCUUUCCAAGCUUCUAUUUUUUGAUAUUGUUAAUUGCCCUACGUUUCGGUCCUUGCCACAACUUCCGUCAAAUCUAUCAACCAUUCUCGCAAGCGGUUGUCCAUCAAUGGAGCAUUACAUGUGUUCGCAGAAACUAUGGGAGUUCAUUGAAUCAUUCCAAUCUCAGGUUAUCAAUUUCAGCGACGGCUUUAUAGCUUGUUAUGAAGAACAUAAACCUGUCAUUUUAUUUCAGGAGUAUGGAAUCCUUACACAAGAUUUACAAAUUCCUGACUUCUUCAAGCAAUAUAGUCGUGUAUUGACAAUUCAAGGUAGUGAAGUGCCACCAUGGUUUCAUAAUCAAAACUAUUUUUGUGAGAAAGAAAUCAGUGAUCCAAAUGUGUCAUUCACAGCAAGCAUACCUGAAUAUUGUCAUUCAAGCGAAUGGGGGGGCACAGCCACAUGCUUAGUGUUAGAAAACGAUUUAGCAUCCUCACACCUUGACUUGGAGCACCCUGAGAUUAUGUUUGAUUAUCCAUCAACUCUGUGUUAUCUAUGCUUGUUGUUCCUCUUUGGCUGCAAACCAACUUCAAAUGGUAUUUUUGGUGACUGA